AUGGCUCAGAACAUGAUGGUAAACUCACAACUGUUGCUGCUGGGGCUUUCAUUGAUGAUGUUCGAGGUGUAUUCACAGCCUCCUCCGGGUUUCAAUUGGGCUCAGUGGUUCAACGAACAGCAUGUGCAAUAUCCCAAGCGCUUUGCUCCCAAUAACAAUCAGUAUUGUGACAUGGAGAUGGGCCGGGUGAAUGGCCACACCAAUGUAUGCAAAGGCUUUAACAGUUUUCUGCACAAUCGGACACAAAAUAUCAUCAAUGUUUGCUUGAAUCCCAAUACCCGCUGUAAGAAUAAUAGGACAAACUGCCAUAAUAGCACAUUUAUAAAUGACAUCACUGAUUGCACAUUGACCAGAGGUCAAUUUCCUCCUAACUGCCAUUACAGAGGCAGGGUUGUAAUGAAGUACUUCGUUGUUGCCUGUGAUCCCAUCGUGCCACGUGGUCCAUUGCUUCCUGUGCAUUUAGAUAAGACCUUUUAG
Molecule: messenger RNA, 477 nt
Organism: Gracilinanus agilis (Agile Gracile Mouse Opossum)
Lineage: Eukaryota; Metazoa; Chordata; Mammalia; Didelphimorphia; Didelphidae
Product: eosinophil cationic protein 2-like
Exons: 1
Coding region: 1-477 (158 amino acids)
Molecular function (GO): nucleic acid binding
Source: RefSeq, a predicted model, not a curated record